GAACUCAACCAAAAAGUUGAAUUGUUUAUAAUUUCAAAUCAAACCGAACCGACAUUCAAUUAUUCAAUUUAGUUCGGUUUUUGCAUACCCUGCUAUACAUAUCAAAACUUACUCAACGUUUGUUUUUCUUAGACAGAGCAAACUGAUACAAUGGCUAUGGAGUGGUAAAAUAAGUGUAAACCGUGUCUACAGACCCCACCAUUUGCAAAUGAAGCUUGGAAGAUGAAUAAAUAAAAUGCAACAUUAGAAGAUAUGAAAUGGCCCCAUUAUGCUCUUGGGAAAUUUCAGCUUUCUUUCCAGUUUCCUAUCUCUCUGCUAUAUAUAUUCCUAGCUCUAAUGCACUCCUAAUUCAACAAUACAAGAAAACAAAUAGAUUCUAAUAACAGAUUCUACGCAAAGCUGCAUUUCACGAACUCCAUGGCCUUGUUGAGAAACGGAGAAGAAAGCGUUAAAGUUUUAAUGAUGCUCAAGCUUUUCGUUAAAAAGAUACAGCGGAGUCUCAUUCAUUCAUCUAGAGGAUCAAGCGUCACCGAGAUUAAGCAAGGACAUUUUGCAGUUAUUGCGGUAAAGGGUGGUGAGCCGAAGAGGUUUAUAGUGGAGUUAGAGUAUUUGACUGAUCCAGCGUUCGUGAAGUUACUGGAGGACGCAGAAGAGGAAUAUGGGUUCCAACAGAAAGGAGUUCUUUCAGUGCCGUGUCAACCUGAAGAACUAGAGAUGAUUAUAGGCGAAAGAAGGCGAAGGAGAAGAAUGAGUACUGAAUGGUAAUGGACAUUUAAAAUCUUUGUGUACUGGAAAAAAUCGGUGUUUCUGGUUUGCAUGGUUCACAAGAAGACUAACGAAGCAUUCUUUUGUUAUUUGAAGUGUCCAGUAGGGAAAACUGUGAAACAAAACGGACAUUUGUUCUACAAAGAAAAUGAUCCUCUCACUAGUUCACCUACUGACACGCCUCGUAUAAAUUCUAACUAACAAAAAAAUAUACAGAAAUUCUUACAACUUCAGCAGAAAUAUUAAUCAUUCAGCUUUUGAGA
Messenger RNA from Mercurialis annua (annual mercury), 1028 nucleotides. Its product is annotated as auxin-responsive protein SAUR32. Gene Ontology annotation, biological process: response to auxin. The transcript has a single exon. Lineage: Eukaryota; Viridiplantae; Streptophyta; Magnoliopsida; Malpighiales; Euphorbiaceae. The coding region runs from base 418 to 765 and encodes 115 amino acids. The record is from RefSeq and is a predicted model, not a curated record.